Cuscuta campestris is the source of this 2578-nucleotide messenger RNA. Lineage: Eukaryota; Viridiplantae; Streptophyta; Magnoliopsida; Solanales; Convolvulaceae. The record is from the annotation of a GenBank genome assembly.
ACCAAGUCAUUCAAUUCUAAAAUUCUACAUGGUAUCAGAGCGAUUCUUGGGACAACCCUAAGACUACCGCAUCCAUACACGUCCAUCCGACCGCCGCUCGUUCCAGCCGCCGCCUGUUCGGCACACAGCCGCCGUUCGUCCACCACUGACAUCUCAACAGCCACCUAUCUCUGACGCCAUGAGAACCGAAACAACCAAGAAGACGUGGUUAAUUCAUGAUCCGUCCACGAUUUAUUAUCUUCAUCCGUCAGAACACGCUGGAAACGCCUUGACCAAAUACCUACUCAAAAGUGAUAAUUAUGAGGUUUGGGAAAAAGCCAUACGUAAUGCCCUAGGAGGACGGGGCAAGGCUAUUUUCUUAAUACCUGAUGGCGUUCCGAAACCCAAAGAUGAACGAGAACUCGCCGCCUGGGAAUCUAACAACUCUAUCAUCUGUAGUUGGAUUUUCAACAGCGUGGAUGAGUCUAUUCAACCGAGCAUCGUCUCUCACUCCGUUGCUUCUGUUUUAUGGUCAGAUCUGAAAAAGAGGUACAGUACCUCAAAUGGCCCUCGUAUUUACCAAUUAAAAACAGAAUUGAACGCGCUACGGCAAAAGGGGCAAACCGUGGUUGCAUAUUACAAUCAAUUCAUUACUCUAUGGAAUCAGCUGCAUGAAACCGGUGAUCCUACCAGCGGUUGCACAUAUACCGCCGCCGCUACUACACGGGCAAAAUUCGAACGAGAAAAGACAAUUGAUUUCCUACUUGGAUUAGAUGAUGAACAGUUCGGUCCUCUCCGAUCCAACCUCCUGGGGACUGAACCCAUACCAGAUUUGGAUGGAGUUUUUCAUCUCGUCUCACAAGAAAAACGUCAUCGCACCAUCAUUCGCAGUCGAGAUGACAAAACCGAUGCUAUGGCCUUUGCAACUUGCUGGGACGACCGGAUCACACGCCCUCCUCCACCUUCGGAAAAACUUCUCUGCACACAUUGUGGCCGUACAAACCACAACGUUGAUGCUUGUUACGAACUGGUUGGGUUUCCGGCGCAUUACACACGCCUCUCUACCAACAGAGGACCGUCCGCAGGUAGGGGCGGACGUGGAGGCAGUGCUGGGGGCCGAGCAACAAACACCGGAGGACGUGGAGGAGGUCGCCGAGGCACACCAGCCGUCGGCAACAACACCGGAGUAGCCCACGCUACAACCGACGAGAUGUCAAACCUUAAUCUCAGCGUCAAAUGGCCCGCCUCAUGUCAUUGCUUGAAUCAUCCAAUGCUAAUCAGUAUAAUGGUAAGAUCUGAGCAUGGCGGCAAUGGUGGCGGAGGCGAUGGUGGCAGCGACUAUGAUGAUCUACCUGCACCACGAUACCGAGCAAUGGUGGGGAUGGUGGGGUUGGCUGGUGACGGUGGAGUGGCGGCGAUGGUGAGGCCGGGUGCAUCGAUGGUUGAUAAUAGAGAUUCUGCACAACCUAAAAUCACCCCCGAGCAGGCUGUGAAACUGUGUGAUAGAAAUUUUGGCAUUGGUGCCGACGGGGUGAUUUUCACAUUGCCUGGCACCAAUGGGACUGAUUAUACCAUGAGGAUAUUCAAUUCUGAUGGCAGUGAGCCUGAAAUGUGUGGUAAUGGAAUUCGAUGCUUUACCAAAUUUAUAUGCAAGCUUGAGAAUUUACAUGGAAAGCAAAGCUUUAUUGUACACACUCGAGCUGGCUUGAUUGUUCCUGAGAGACAUGAAGACGGAAAGGUUAGGGUUGAUAUGGGUGAGCCCGUUCUCAAGGCAUCAGAUGUUCCCACAAAAUUAUUGGCAAAUAAAGAUCAUUCUGUUGUUAAAGGAGAACUGGAGGUUGAUGGAACUACUUGGAGUGUGACAUGUGUUAGCAUGGGAAAUCCUCACUGUGUAACUUUUGGUACAGGAAACAAGGAUUUGCAAGUAGAUGAGGUAAACUUGGCAGAAAUUGGUCCAAAGUUUGAGAAUCACGUUAUGUUCCCUGCACGAACUAAUACUGAAUUUGUGCAAGUGUUGUCUCCGACGCACCUUAAAAUGUGUAUCUGGGAGCGUGGUGCAGUGCAACCCUGGCUUGUGGAACUGGAGCUUGUGCUAUAGUUGUUACUGUCGUGCUUGAGGGCCGUGCUAGAAGGCAGUGUAAUGUCGAUUUACCUGGCGGGCCACUUGAGAUUGAGUGGAAGGAGGAUGACAACCAUGUGUAUAUGACUGGCCCAACAUAUAUUGUCUUUUAUGGAACUGUUCCUCCUUAAAGCCUCCAGCUCCCACACCACUUAGGUAUAUUUAUUCUCCAUUUGGGUACUGCAUUAGUCUUUAAAGCUUUCCUGAACUUCAUAUCCAAUUUUCUUCAUGUAGUUCACUAGUUCGAUGAUGCAAUGCUUAACUUCUGAGAACAUGACAAGCCAUCUCCACUGGUUUUUCUGUAGUACUGAGAUGUUGUACCACAAAAAAAAAAUUCGUCAUUUAAAUUUGUUAUAAUGCUCUCAAUUUGGACAUAUGUGCUUGGAUGUUUUGUACUGGCGCGUUUAGCUUUCGAGUGACCUCAGUUUCGACAUUGUUUCUCAGCAUAAGCAAAAUUUUCAAUGAAGGUAAUGCAUGCAA